CAGCUGCCGCUAGCUACUUCCUAUUGUUAAAGGACCUCAGGUUUGUAUAGUUAGGAAAAAUGCAAUUUUCGACAAAUUGUCAUAUUCAGAAUGAGAAUUAUCAGGGAGAUUACCGUCCUUGUGUUUUGUAUUUCCCCCCCACCCAAUAACACCAAUUCCAAUCUAAAAGUACUGAUUUGCUAACAAACUAAUGUCAGCAGUGUUCAAAGCACACAUUAUAAUGGGGGGAAAUGGUUUUCAAUUCCAAAAUGCAAUAAUGGUUUAAAGUAAAAUAAAUCUAUACAUAUUAACCCCAGAUUUAUAUGACCACUAGUAAUCAUAAGGUGUCAUUUAUUGCAGAAAGACAGGCUUAGGUCAGGAAUGCUAUAUCCGAACAUAUUCAAGGACUGAUAGUGAAGCCUUUUGGCAGCAAGAAUUUUUCAAACUCAAGCCUACACAGAAACCGCCAAGAUGUGUUGCGGAGAAAGAUGCCAAGUGAUGUGUUCACACUGGCGGCUGUGGAUCAAGCCGUUAGUGUUCAUUUUGUACGGAGGAAUCAUUCUAGGAAUUGUUCCUUAUCUCAUAUAUACUCUUGGUGAAGGAACAGAACCUGAGGACAUAAAAGCCAUAUGACAUCCGAGUGCCCCUCGUCCCGGCACAGUCGUUUAGGUGUGGCGAGGGAAUAUAAUGUCUUAAUUUAUGGCCAAGUCAUCAUUCUUUUAUUCCUUGUGUUCAAGUUAAAAACACUACAAAGUGUUUGGAGGCGAUAUAUUUUUGUUUUACUUGCUUUCUUUCCUAGUAAUUUAAGUGUUAAAUUGAUCAAGAAAGUUCACUUUUCAAGCAGUCUGCUAUAAUUUUGUCUUUCAUAAAGUAAUAUUAUGCAAAUUAUUAUUUUAGUUGAUUUGCGCAGGAAUGGUAUUAAUUUGAAAUUUAUUUUCUAGUGAGAAUUUUGACGUCAAGUGUUACUGACAUUUUAUUCCUCAAUAUUUAAUCUUAAGUGCUCACACAGAGUUAUACUUAUUUUAUAUAGGCAUAAUGAUUAGCUUUAAAUGAAUUAGGGUAUUCUUAGUGCGAUAAUGUACAGGAAAUAUUAGUUUUCUUCUUUUUGUUUUGGAUUAUUGGCCUCUUUCUAUAUGUAGACUCCUAUACGUAUAUUUGUUUGUCAUCACUCAUGAUAGUUUACAGAUAAACAAAAAUGUCAAGAUAUAUCUUUCUGUGAUGUAGAUUUGGUAAUUACUAGUAGAUCUUGAUAUUUUGUUUUGUGUACUGUGGAGGUAUCCUUAAUUACUUGAAAAAAUAAGUGCUUAAGGCAAAUGAAGUUUAAAAACAACACGUGUUAGCUUUCAAGAUCAGUUAAUUAGUACUGAGCUUGACAAAAUAUCAAAUAUUUUGUCAGACUAGUGUACAACUCUCUUUGGCUUCCAUUAAUUAACGGUACCCCUAAUUCAUAUCCAGUAUUUUGAAAUUAGUACAGUACUUUUAAGUAGUUUUGCAUUUAAUAUUUAGUUCAUCCUGGUAGUUUUUAUAAGAAUUUCCAGUGGUUACGUUGCUUCAGUUGGAAACCUUUUUAUAUUAUCAGAUGUUGGGUUUAGUGGUCACAUGUAGUCUUAGGUAACCAUUACGUAUUGUGUUUCAUGUUUAAAAAAGUAGUUACAAAGAAUUUGUAAGUUUUGAAUAUGGAAUUAGAGUAUUUAAAUUCUACCUUCAUCAGUGAAUAACUAAUGUGAAUUUCAGUAGCUGUGAAAAUAAUCAGUUAAAUUCAUGAGAUAUCAAAACCCACAAUUCCGUACGAUAAAGCAGUGUAGGCACAAAAAAGAAAUAUAAGUUUUGGAAAUGUCCAACUCAGGGUGAUAUGAAAAAUAGAUUUCAGUUUCAAAUACAUAUAGUUUUUCAUCUGCCUGUAGUGUGUGUCACUGGGGCAAAGUUACUUUACUGCUGUACUGUACUUAACCAAGAAUUGGUUUUGAGUCAUGUCAGACAAGGGAUUGAAAGCUACUGUAUUAUUCUAACAUUAAAAUUUUGGAUGACUGGAACCUUUUAGCUAAAAGUAAGAGUCAUAUUUACGAUGCAUGCAACAUGUUUAGCUAAUAAAUUCCCUAACAGAACCAAAGAAUACUGGGCAGUAGAAGUCGUAGUGCCAUGUUUUACUAUCUGUAGUUUCUAGAUUUGCACAAGCACUCAAAAUUUAAUUGUGCCUUCUUUUUAUUACUCUGGAACUGAACUGUAUUUCAUCCUUUUAUAUUCUUGAAUAUUGUGUAACGUUAGUGAAGCACCUAACUUAUAGUUAGUAACAGUAUUCACUCAUAGGAUAGGUCAGUGGUGUCAGCAGUGAUAAAGAAAUUCAAUUUUUUAUGGGGUCAGUUUUAGACGUAAAUCAGGAUCAGACAGUGUUGAUCCCUUCAUAGUGCAUAUGCAUGCAGGAUUACUGUGUCAUUAUUCUGGUGUCAGUGUCAUUCACCCGUCUAGUGCUCGUUUGUAUAUACAUAAGAUUCACUGUUAUGUAUAAAUAUCUUUAUAUGAAAAGUAAAUAGAUUAUGAGUUAAUUCUAUUUCAUUGCUAUUUGUUUUAGAACACUUAUUCCACAGAGUAUAGCACUGAUAUUCAGUCCCAAAGUCCAAUAGGGCAGUUACCACUUACAGUGUGCUGUGUGGCAAACUGUAGAUGGUAUUAAAUUAUCUUUGCAGCAGACCUUUACCCAGCUGCAUUGCUCUCGUCUUAUACUGUUAAUCUUGUCCCUUUAAUCUUUCAUACUUGCCUGUCCAACCUCUUCAACUUGACCUUGCUUCAGUUUUCACCUGUUAUUUAGGGAAAAUUCUUUGGGGAGAACCCUAGUGUCUAUAAAUAUGACCUUAUGGUCUCAUUAAACUAAUUUAUUGUAAUAGUGAUAGUAGUACCAUAGUUAUAAAGGAAAAAUUGACCAAGUCUUGGGGUAUCUAUGUUUUUGUCAGGGAUAGGUUCAAGAAAGUGAUGGUAUCAUGUGGGCAGGCAUAGAUUUUUUCUUUGUAUAGAAAUAUCUAUAGGCCAGUAAUCAAUGCAUUUCAUUGUUUUUAACACAUCUAUAUUUUUAAAGUUAUCUGAUAGUUCUAGGUAUGCUGGGAAAUAAAACUCACAUGAAUGUGACACAAAAAGUUAAAAAAAUUACAAUUUUAGUACAAAAUUUUCGAAACUUCCCCAGUUUUUUUAUAUAUUUUUAUUAAAAUGAUUAUCUUAAAAAACGGUUACAGUUUAAAAAUUAAUUUUAUUUGAAAAACACUGCUCCAGCCAUGCUUUCAAAGCAAAAUCUUAGGUAAUGAGUGGAAUAAGUGCCUCUUAAUGAUAGGGAGAUUUGGAAGCUAUGAACUGGAAUAAAAUUGUUUCUGUAACCAUGCUAGCCUAAAAAAAAAAAGUAGUUUGUCCUCUUUAACCUUGAACAUUCACUUAAACUAAUCUCUUGACAUUUUCUCCCAGAAAAAGAUAAUUGGUCUCUGGCUUAUUGGUUAACAAAAAAUGUCUUCAAUGAUAACUCUUAGCACAUGAAAUGGAAUACAUUUUAAAAAUGUGUGAGUUAAUGCCCAAAUUUCAUGGUGGUAUAUCUCUAACAACAACAGAUAUAUGACUCGAUAAAAAUCUAGAAGUAGGCUUACAGAGGGAAGGAGUGAAGCCAUAAUUAGUAGUGUUUUCUGACAGAACUUUAUGCCAGACUAUCAGAUACCUUGGAUAUGUUAAAGGUUGCAACCAGUUAUUCUCCUUAGUCCUAUAUAGAAGAUGAACUGAAAUCAGUGAAAUGGGAAAGGUCACCGGUAGGUCAUGUAUUGUGACAGCCUUGCUGAUGAUCUGCCAGGAGAGUCUUUUGUUCUCUCCCUUAAUGGGAUUUAAUUUGGCAUAUCCGUGCCCUUACUUUUCUGUCUUUUGUAAGGUGGCUUCACUCUUUCAGUAACUGUUGAAAAGAGUUGAAGGAGUCUGUUCCUCCUCUGCUCUGUAAUGUGUAACAUCAACCAGGCCUCGUUAUCAGUUUUUGAUAUUUCAGUUUGGAGGGUUUUUUUUUUGUCAUAAUUUUUUUUUUUCAUUUCCUUCUGUUACCGUGUUCUUAUUUUCCAAGUUUUUGUUCUUUUGCUAUUAGUCAAGGGUAAAUGCUGAGUAUCACUUUUGUAUAUCUUUAGUUGAAUAAUACUUGAUAGGUAAUAGUCAUCUAUCAUCCUAUGCUGCUUAACUAUGAGUUGUAACAUGUGUUUACCUCUUUUAAGAUUGAAAUGCUGGCCUUAGGCUGAAAGUUACGUGAAGCUUUGGUAUGGGACUGUGAGAGAUGGAUUAAUUACAUUUUCAUAUGAAAUAUGGGUAAAAUAGAAUCCUUAUUUUCAGCGUUUUUCAAGUGGCUUACAUUUCACGUUGAAUGUAACCCUCCAAAGAUAAAACCUUUUUAGUUGUAAAUGUCUUGUCACCAAUCUAGGUAGAAGAAUCAGGUUCUUAAUCCCAAUCAGAAUUAGGCAAAAUGGUAGUUAUAUUGCAGGUAAGACUUUCCCUCCCCCACUCAUAGCCUUGUAUGGAAUUGGAGUCAUAAGAAAUGUGAGAUGGUUCACAGAGCUUUUAUGGCAAAGCUAUCUUGGCACCCUAGACACUGGGAGGCUAUAGAGAAGUGAACAGCCUGACUUACCAUAAAUUGUUUUAUGCUGACCAUCAGAGGUUGGUUAGAAAUGACAUUGUGAAGGUACGAUAACAUGAGAUUGCCCCAAGAAUUCAUUGGAAUAAAAAAAAAAAAAAAAACGGUUCAAUUCAUUGUCCACGAUCCAGUAAUAUCCGACCAUUUCCCGUUUCUUGUAAGAUUCUGAAGAAACCUUUGCUAGGAAGUUUGAAUUUAGGUUCGAGCUUGCCACGUCUACUUAGAUUGGCAGUGAGGCAUUUGUAGGUGGUAGUUUUCCAUCUGUAAGCUUGAGAAGUUAUAUGAAUAUUUUGUUAAAGGUUUGAAGUUCUAAAGUUUAAGAUUCCACUGUAUUGAUUAUAUUUUUUGUGAAUGUAGUGCCUCAUUUUUUUGUGAUACUGGAUGUAAGUUUGGUAACAAGAUAUCAAAUGUUAACUCAUAGGGAAAAUGAACAUGAGUUCACUCAAAAAUAAAACAGACAACUUCUAAAGAGUAAUAAUAGUUUCUUUCCAUUCCAAUAGUACAUUAAAAUGUCUUCUCUUGUUACAGUAGUUUAGUAUUGAAAAUGUUGGCUACUGAUAUGCAUUUCAGUCCGUAUAAUAAUGAGAGAACAGUACCGUCAGUUGAUGAAAGUUCUUAAAAGUGGAUCAUAUCUUGUGUGUAAGUAGUGUACAGAUUAAGAAAACUGCAUUCUGUCCCAGGUACUCUAUCCAGUAGUAGUUCCAGGACUCUCACUGUGUCUAAAUCAAUUACAAUUGUUUUACAACCCAGAUUCCUUGUACUAGUAUUGCAUAAGAUAGUAAACUUUCAGAGGUUUACUCCUUCAACAUUAGUUCUCUUUCAGCCAUAAAAUGUUUAUUACAUGUAGGAUUACUUCAUUUUAUCUUGAUUAGUAUCCUUGUCACUAGCAAUUGUCUUGAUUGAAGUGUAGAUUUUGCAGUACUGUCUGAAAUUUAGUUUGCCUGAUUAUCACCCGUAGGUUUUUGCCUAAUAAUAUAUGACAAACCCACUACAUACUCUGUACAUAAUGUAUACAGUAGUACAUUAAUAUAUUAACCAUACCUUUCAUAAUAAUUCUUCCUUAAUAAUUAAGCUUCCAAGCUUCCUCUGGAUUGCCUUUUCUUGUCUGCUUCACCUCUUCCUGUUUUCAGGUCAGGAGAAGAUUGGUGACAUAACUACCUUCAUCAGCAGCCUACAAAUGAAAUUCUAGUUUCUAUUAAGAAUAAAUGCUUUAAACUUAAUUUACAGGCAAAGCUGCAGAUUUACUAAAGCUUUGGAAUGUGGGAGGUUAGAGGCCUGGAAACCCUUUCGCAUGAGUUGAUACUGGAUGCCUGGUAUUUCUGACAAUUAUGCAGGUGUCAGUAUACUAAAAAAAUUUUUAUGUUAAAGUUAUUGCUUUUUAUGUCCCAAUUCAUGGAAAACUUCAAACCCCCUACUAUUCACUGUAAUUUUGUAUAAUUACAAAUACAUCAAAACACUAAAGAAUAGUAUUUAGUUUACUGAAGAAUGAUUGUUUUGUAUAUAAGACCAAUUAUGAGUACACAUACGUAUAAAUAAUAUAUACAGUACAUAUUUAGUAUUGCAUAUUUCACCAGAUUUGCCAUUUCUUAAUUUUACCUUUUGAGCUGCCAAAUCAACAAAUUACUUUUACAGUACAUUUAUGUUUUUAGGUUUACUUCCAACAUUGUGAAAUUGGUUUACAUGUUCAAAGGUGCUCCUUUGAGUCUACAUCUGUGACCGAUAUUUUUUUUGUGCCAAAUAAAAGCCGGUGAAAUAUAAGAAAUACCUCA
Messenger RNA from Macrobrachium nipponense, 6384 nucleotides. Its product is annotated as transmembrane protein 184C-like. Lineage: Eukaryota; Metazoa; Arthropoda; Malacostraca; Decapoda; Palaemonidae. Gene Ontology annotation, molecular function: transporter activity. Gene Ontology annotation, biological process: transport. Gene Ontology annotation, cellular component: membrane. The record is from RefSeq and is a predicted model, not a curated record.